Messenger RNA from Aegilops tauschii subsp. strangulata, 1116 nucleotides. RefSeq lists its product as uncharacterized. The record is from RefSeq and is a predicted model, not a curated record. Lineage: Eukaryota; Viridiplantae; Streptophyta; Magnoliopsida; Poales; Poaceae.
GUCUCUCUCUCUCUCUCUCUCACCAAACCUUGCCAUGCUUUCCCUUGUUCCCCGUGCACCGCCUAUAAGACACGCCGAGCCAAGAACGCAACUCAAUUCUGCAUCUUUCUUUCUCCUCCUCGUCAAACCCUCUGUGCCCUCCGUAGUGUUCGCAUCAAUCUCCAGCUCCGGCUCCGAUGAAGGACCGCCGCGGCGGCGCCGGCUUCCCCUUCUCCAUCGGCUGCAUGUCGCAGUCUGCCGUAGCCGUCGCCGACCCGCUCCACAAGAAGCCGCAGCCGCCACAGCCAGCAAACCAGGCCGACAACCCCUCCUCCUCCUCCACCACCACCACAACCAUGGCGGCCACCACACUGGACAGAGGCGCCGGAGAAGAAAGCAGCGAGGAGAAGACGAGAACCGCGGCGGCGGCGUCAGGGGUCCUCACGGCGGGGGUGCAGCGGCUGCUCAGGGGAAUCAAGACCUUCUUCGCGGCGUACGACGGCGAGGAGGAGGACGACGACGAGGAGCGGGAGAUCGUGAUCGGGUACCCCACGGACGUGCAGCACGUCGGGCACAUCGGCUGGGACGGGAUCAACAAGGUGGGCGUGGGCAUGGCCGGCGCCUUCUCGCUGCCAUCCUCCCUCUCCCUCCGCCAGCUCGAGAUCGCCAUGGACCCCGGCGCCGCAACCACCGCCUGCAUCAACUGAUCCAUAUAUAAUUCUCCAUUGCCAUGCAUCAUAAAUUCAUAAUCCACCUCACUCUGCUCGAGCGAGCAACCGUGAGUGAGGUCCAAGACUGUGUAGCACCCAGCCAGCCAGAGAAGCCCAAGAUGGAGACGGAGGCCGGCAGCUGUAGAGAGUGUCGUGCUGCACUGCCUCGAGAAGAAGAGAAUAUAUUCGUGUCUGUCCGUCGUCGCCGUGACACCGCCGAUCCUGCAACAGUGGGGUCACCAACUAUCCUUGCUGCUGCUGCUGCUGCACAGUUAUGAUCUGGUUGGUGAGACGCACACACAAUCUGCUGCUGCUUCUUCUUGUUCCCAGAGUUGGCACGUUACAUUGACCUGUGCUUGUGUAUAUAACUCUCCUUUAGUCUUACAUAGAUGAUGACUUGAUGAUGGUGUUUUGCUGAGGUUUGUAA